AUGAAGCUCCUCUUAGUCAAUUCUUUGUGCCUUAUGAAAAACAUUAAAUGCUAUCAUUCCGCUAGUUCUAGUUCUAGUUCUAGAGUAGAGCAUACUAUUCCCCUUUAUGAAAGAAAGAGUCGAGCAAAAUUUAGAAAAGAGAAAUUAAAUAAAAAGAUGAAGAUGGAAAUUCUUCAUCUGAAUAGAAGGAACAAACAUUUUAAGGAAUAUUAUCCCCUGGUUAGAAAUAGUACUUCAACAGAGGAUGCACUCCUACUUGAUGAUUUUGUAGAUAGAGCUGCUAAUCUUGUUGGACACCAUCCAUAUGAAGAAAUUGAAGCCCAUGGUAAUUACUUUUCUUUUGAUUUAAAAAACAAGAACAAGGAGAACAUUCCAAUGGAAAAUCCUUUCCCAUUUGUAAAGGGUGAAAUAGAAGGAGCAUAUAUGAACAACAGUCAUAACAAUAAAACAUUGAAACGAAACAUAUAUAUGUUGGACGAUGUACCCUUAACUUUUAUACAUAUGAAAAAGCUAUACUAUUUCAUUAACAAAAAAGAAAAUAAAAGUUUAGUAAAAUAUAUGAACAGUUCUAAUUUUUUAAAAUUAUGUAUUUAUAUGAACAAAAAGAAUAUUAGGAAUUACACAAUUGAAGAGGAUUUUUUAAACAGAGUAAAUCAGACUUCGAUCGAUGGAAAAGGGGGCAGUCUCAUUCUGAAUGAGUCCAAUUUCAUCUAUAUUUUAGAAUUCUUUCAUCAUAUCGGGUUGAACUGUUUAGCAUUUCCUCGAAGGGGGGAAAAUAAUAUUAAUAGAAGUGCAGAUAGCAGCGACAAUGAUAACAUUAGUAACUCUAGCCCCACUAGUGGUACCAGGUGGGAGUUUAACAAAUUAAGAGAUGAAUACAACAGAGUGCUUAACAAUUUGACAAAUCGAAUAGUUCUGAAUGAACAACAAAUUAUAGAAAUACUAUGCAUAAAUGAUAAAUACUUAUAUUUUAAUGAGUACAUUUUCAACUACAUUGAUGAUACAAUAUCAGUGAACUACCAUAAUUUUACUGAGCAUGAUAUAACAUAUAUAUGCAAAUAUUUGAGUAAGACUCUAUUCCGCCUUUCCCUCUCAUGCAACGCUGUUACCAGCAUCAGCAGCAGUAGUAGUAACAGAAACUGUAACAGCUACGUGGUUAGGCUAAUCAAGCGGUAUGUGUGCAAGAGUGUUAUCUUUUCUGACCCCCUAUCCUUACACCAUUUACCGCACGAGGAAAAGUUUACCCAGACGUCCAUUUCGGGAAAACACAUUCCCUCAGUGGGGGCAUCCAAUGGUAAGGAACUGCAUAAUGUGAAGAAAGAAACCGAAAAGGAGAAAGAAAUACCUGGAUAUAUUCACGGAGAGAGGUGUUAUAGUAACAAGUUGAAAAGGUCUAUAGAGGACGUAAAGAGAAGUAUGUUACAAUCUGAUAUGAGUGAAAAGUGCAAAGAGCAAGCAAAUUUUAAGGAUUUAAUAAGAAAGAGCUCGUUCGUUGCUGUACUGAAUAAAGAAUUGAAGAAGAAUUUACAUGAGUUUAAAUAUUAUAAUUUAGUGGACGUUUUUGAAUUCUACACAAUUUUUAAUAUAAAUAAUAAAAAUCUGAUAAAAAGAUUUAUUAACGAAACAGAUAAAUAUAUUAACAUUAUGAAAUAUGGUUACCAUGCUAGAGCUUUAAUAUUAUUUAGUUUAAACAGACAAUACUUAGAAAUAGAAAACGAAAAAACGGUUAGGAGAUUAAUUAGAAGAAUUUCUUAUAUGUUAAACUUUUCGUGGCCUGUUGAAUUUAUUAUAGAAGUAAUUAUUGCUUGUUCAUAUUUUUCUUGCAAGGAUAGGGUUUUUAAGAAUUUAUUUCUUUAUUUAAAAAAUAAUAUAAAGAAUUGUAUUCAUCCAACAGUUAUAAUUAACUUAUUACAAGCAUUAGUUCCAAUAAACAAAAUUAACUUUACAGUUUUUCAUCAAAUUAUUAAUUAUCUUAAAAAGUAUAUCAAAACGAGGAAUAAUAUAAGUUACGUCAUUUACAUGUUAAAACAUAUGUCUGCAUUAAAUUACAAAGAUAUGGAUUUUUUUUUUUUUUUUUUAUCCUUUCAAAAUGUAGUUAACCAAAUUGGUCAACUAUCAAAUGAAAAUUUGGUUCAUUUUUUCCAUUUAAUUUAUCAUUAUAAUCAUUUCUUAAAGGAUCCAAAAAGUGAAACGUGUCUUCACGAUGUGUGCAUAAAAAAAACUAACAUGUUCGCAUUUUUUACAGAGUAUGUAUUAUAUCUUAUACUGAAUAGGGAAAACUAUUAUUUUCCUUUUGACUUGUCUGAUAAGAGGGUAGACACUAAUAGAGGAAUUCCCCAUAAAUAUAAUAAAUUUUUGCUUGAACAGGAGGGCAUGGAGGGGGAACAUAAAAAUCAUAACAAUUCUUCAGGAUAUAUAAAUUGUGGUGAGAUACUAUAUUCCCAUUCGAUUUGUAAAAACACUGAGUCCUUACAUAUUACAAAAAAUGAAGUUGAUACAAAGGAGGUAAAAAAAAUUGCCCAUAAUUUUGCUUCGGACAGGUGGAAAGAAAAAGCGAAUGAAAAAAAGGAAAAGCCGUGUAGCACAGAUAUAAUACAUAGUGGCGCCAGUUCAUCGAAUGGACAAACUGUAAUAAACAAUGAAAUUGGCAUAGCAAACGGAGUAGUAAACAUCCCCCUUUUUAUUACUAGUGAAAUAACUUCUUUGAAUAAGAAUAUCCCCAAAUUAUCUCUUCCUAUUGACACGUUCGUAUACCUUUUAAAAGGAUUUAUAAAUAUGAAACUUACAAAUUUAGAAUUUUUACAAUAUGCCAUAAACUUUGUGCAUAAAAAUUUAAAUCUAUUUAAUGAAAAUCAUGUAAUAAUUCUUAUUCAGUUUUUUUCUGACCAUAUGACUUCUUAUAUUGCAUAUUUACCUGACUCGUUAAUACGAAUAACAUAUAGCUAUUUGUUAACAAUAGCGAAAAAUAAUAUAACAAAUAUACCUGACUUUUAUUUACCACAUUGUGCAUUUUCAGUCAUCUCUUUUUAUUUUGUAGAAAUUGUUUUAAAAAAUAAAAAGAGUAAUACGGACUUACUGGAAAAUAUGUUGGUCAUGUUUUGCAAUAAAAUGAAAGGAGGAAUGAAAGUGUUAAAUGAAGAAAAUGAAAAAAUAAAGAAAAAAGGAAGCUUUGAAUUAUUGAUUAUCAUUUCUCAGGUAAUGCAAAUGUUAUAUAUAAAAAUGGACAAAAGACUACCUGACGAUUUAUUUUAUUUUUGUAAAUAUAUAAAAAAAGAAUAUCAUAAUAAUGAUUUAAAGGAAAAUAUUAAAAAUGAUCAGACAAGAGCUAGCCAACAAUUUAUUUAUUUUUUUUCUGACCUGCUCAGGAAAAAAAAAAUUGCGCAUUUUUUAAAAUAUUUUAAUUCCCCUUACCUAAUUGACAUUGUAAUAACGAGAAGCGAUAAUAAAAAUGCUGUUCACACACAAACGCGCACCGAUGGGGGAAUAAAAAAGGCUUUAUUCAUAAUUGACAAAUUGGAAAGCAUGCAUUUAAAAAAUAUUCGAGUAACUAAUUUUUUCGACCGCUAUUCUUCAAUAAAGAACAAAGCAGUGGUAGGAGGGAACAGUAGCCAAAAGGGUAAACAGAACACAGUUAAUACUGUUCAGGAGGAAAAAGAAAUGUUUGUUUAUGACAAUCAAGUAAGCACUUGCUUAAAACCGUAUGAGUCAAUGAGAGAGUGGUUCUUAAAUAAUUGUAACUUCUCAGUUUCGUAUGUGUCAAUGGAGGAAUGGAAAAAUGAGUAUUCAUAG
Plasmodium malariae is the source of this 3789-nucleotide messenger RNA. RefSeq names its product conserved Plasmodium protein, unknown function. The transcript has a single exon. NCBI's taxonomy places the organism in Eukaryota, Apicomplexa, Aconoidasida, Haemosporida, Plasmodiidae. The record is from RefSeq and is a predicted model, not a curated record. Bases 1 to 3789 code for a protein of 1262 amino acids.